Cynara cardunculus var. scolymus (artichoke) is the source of this 1545-nucleotide messenger RNA. RefSeq names its product protein GRAVITROPIC IN THE LIGHT 1-like. NCBI's taxonomy places the organism in Eukaryota, Viridiplantae, Streptophyta, Magnoliopsida, Asterales, Asteraceae. Bases 1 to 1290 code for a protein of 429 amino acids. The transcript has a single exon. The record is from RefSeq and is a predicted model, not a curated record. Gene Ontology annotation, biological process: negative gravitropism; response to red or far red light.
AUGGAUUCAGUUCAUAGAUCCGCCAUAACCCCAAGUAAGAGUAGAUUGAGUCGUACCUUUGCCAAGGUUUUGCAUAUUCGACCUGCAACAGCCAUUGAUGAAUCUCAGAAAGUUAAGUUGUUCAACGAGGAAGAUGAGAAGCUUCAGAACAGAGUUUUAAUGGAUGCCUUCAUUGCAAAAGUUUUUGCUACAUUAUCGUCGGUGAAAGCCGCGUACGCUCAGUUGCAGUAUUCGCAAUCUCCUUACGAUCCUGAAGGAAUUCAAUCGGCGGAUGAGAUCGUGGUGGCGGAGUUGAAGAGAUUAUCGGAAUUCAAACAAUCUUUCUUGAAGAAUCAUAUCGACGAUCAUUCUCCUGAAAACACCAUACUGUUGGCUGAUAUCCAAGAACAGAAGAAUCUCUUGAAAACAUAUCAAAACACAGGGAAGAAGAUGGCGAGUCAGAGCCGGUUGAAAGACUCUGAGAUCAUAUUUUUGAAAGAGAAAUUGGAAGAAGCCAACAGAGAGAAUAAAUCGAUCGAAAGGAGAUUGAAUUCAAGUGGAUCUUCAUCACCUCAUGAGAAUCUUCAUUUCUCAACCUUGAAUCCGAGUAAUUUCGUAACAGCGCUGAAACAAUCGAUGAAAUCGAUCAAAAAUCUGGUCAAGUUUAUGAUCACUGAAAUGGAAUUUGCCGAUUGGAAUCUGGAUGCAGCUGCCGAAACGAUCCAACCGAAUGUUGUUUACGUGAACAAAACGCAUAGAAGUUAUGCAUUCGAGUCGUUUGUAUGCAGAGAGAUGUUCGAUGGAUUCGGAAACCCUAAUUUUUCCGUUUCCGGCGAUCGGCGGCCACGAAAAGCGAAACGACAGCAGUUCUUCUUCGAUAGAUUUAUGGAGUUGAAAUACUUGAAAGCAGGGGAGUAUAUCGCAUGGAAACCGUCAUCUGCAUUUGCUAAAUUUUGUUGGUUUAAGUACUUGAGACUUGUUCAUCCGAAAAUGGAAUCAUCGCUUUUCGGAAACUUGAAUCAGAGAAGCUUAGUGACCGCCGGCGAGUUCCCGGAGACGACGUUCUUCGCGGCGUUUGCGGAGGCGGCGAAACGGAUCUGGCUCUUGCAUUGUCUGGCUUUCUCAUUGGAUCCAGAUGGAGCGUCGAUAUUUCAGGUCAGGAAUGGGUGUCGUUUCUCGGAGGUGUUUAUGGAGUGCGUGAAUGAAGAAGUGUUUUUGUCGCCGGAAAAUCGCCGGGAAGUGGCGUUCACGGUGGUUCCGGGGUUUAAGUUGGGUAAAAGUGUUGUACAGUGUCACGUGUACCUGAGUUGAUCGGACGGUGAUGAGUGAACGUGGACCCACAAACACAGAAAGAGGGAUCAGCUGUUUGGCCUUUUGGUGCAUGGGGCCUACAUGCUGUUUGCUUUUUGAAAAGGAAGGCGCGUAAAAGGAAUGGUAUGUUUUCAAAGACUUCCCCAAUUUUGUUAAUAUUAGGGGGAGGGUACCGGAUUUAACGAGGUUACUUCUUUAUCUUAUGGCAACUUUGUUCGGUAAAUCUUAGGGGUCGUUUACUCAAAUGCUUACUCG